AUGGCACCCGACUUCAGUCGACCAGUCCGACUCAACAGAAACACUGUUGUGACGGAAUUUGACCGAUACUUCGGCAGCGAGGUCAAGCUCGAGAAUUGGCAGCGUUUGUGCCAUGAUGUGGGAAUCACGGAUGUACCACAAAGCUUGAAGAAGUGCAAACUGGCACUUCGCAGAGUUUGGGUCAACAUUCACGAUCUCAUUAUCGCGGUCCGCCAGAACAAAAUUCCCCACCGCUUCCAAAGUCAACACGAAUUGAGUGCCUACACGCUCAGAACUCGCAAGUUCUUCCCGAAAGAGAAGGCAAAGGAAGGGGGUCCUGUUAGACAACUGCUGGCUCACAUUUUCUGA
Cadophora gregata is the source of this 348-nucleotide messenger RNA. RefSeq lists its product as uncharacterized. The record is from RefSeq and is a predicted model, not a curated record. The transcript is spliced from 2 exons. Lineage: Eukaryota; Fungi; Ascomycota; Leotiomycetes; Helotiales; Ploettnerulaceae. Bases 1 to 348 code for a protein of 115 amino acids.